UCGGCAGCCCCGCACUAACCCAAAACGGACCGGCAAGCGAACCCCUGAGGCCGUGCGGCGGGCCAAAACAGGCCACCGGCGGGUGACAUUGCAACGUCAACUCAUCCGCCAGUGCGAUUGCUACGAGAUUUCCGCCGUCGCUACCAACCACACCACAUCACCUCGCAUCAAAUAACUACGUCUACGAUAUUCUCCAGAAGCCAGGCUAUCGACUGACCCCCAUUUUAUCCCCCCUCGCCCAUGGUCGUGGCCCGAUUCCGCGUCCCAAAGUGCGAUGACUAGGUACGGGGGAAUGGGUCGGACGCGCCCGAAAAAGCUCACCUCCAAGGCCUCGAUCCCGAUUGUCCGCGAGGACGAGAUAGACUUGAUCGACGAUGAGAUCCAAAAUGCCCUCCAACAGAUCGAGACCGGCGUGGAGAAGGCCGAGGAAUCGGAAUUCCAUCUCCAGGUCGCGAUCAACGCGGCCGCGCAGGGAAAAGUAAAAGACGCGCAUAUCCCGACCCCCGAAACCCUCCUCAGUAACCUGCGGUAUGACGAGCUGUACCCGCCCAUCUUCUCACAACCCGCGACGUACAUUCGCUUCUCUGCUACGGUCGAGGACUGCUGCGGGCCUCCGUAUUGCAUGGACGAAGAGGAUGAUGUGUUCCUGAAAAUCUUCAACCAGAAGCGCGAUGCAAACGGCCGGUGCACGGAGGACCAGUUCGAGGAGGUCAUGAGCUUCUUCGAGCUGACGUCGCGGAAGGAGCAGCCAUAUGCGUGCGUAGAUAACUCGCUCAUGAGCUUCGACGAUUUCCAACAGGCCAUGGACCCCGCCGUAGAAGACAGCGUAAAGCGGUUCGCCAAAGACAUCUAUGACCACUGGAAGUCGCGGAGGGCCAACAGCGAGAGCGAGCCACUACUACCAUCCCCCAAGGUCGAGGCGGGUCGCGACACCGACGACACAGACCCCUACGUCUGCUUCCGUAGGCGGGAAGUGCGCCAGACACGCAAGACGCGCGGAAGAGAUGCCCAGAGUGCCGACAAACUGAGGAGACUCAGGAAGGAGCUGGAAGAUGCCCGGCAGAUGGUCGCUCUGGUGCGCCAGCGCGAGUUGGCCCGGAAGGAGAUGCUCUCCAUCGAACGGCAGGUGUUCAUGCAGAGGUCCGAGGUCAAGGAGAUGAAGAGGAAACUCAACAUCAAGGACGACGAUGAGGACCUCAUCAACCAGAAGCCAAAGAAGAAGCCGGUAGAAGCGCCGGCCGUGCAACGUCCGGCCCCGCCUCAACUGCGCAUGCCUCCCAAGACCAGCAGCACCCAGGCUGCGGAGGACCUGCAGCUGCUGGAGGAUGUCCAGGCCGAGAAGGAGAACGAGAUCGUGUUGGACAUCAAGCAGAACAUCACGAAGCACAUCAAGUGGAACGAGGGCUAUGUGGAUUUCACACGAGCGCCGCUCUCGCCGUCGCCUGAGCGCAUGUUCGACGCUGCCUUCCGUCCUGCGAUCACCACCCAGCUGCCCACGCCGCCCUCGUCAGAGAACUCGGACAGUAUGCUGGAUUCAACCUUAGAUACCACGAGUGCCAUUGCCCUCCGAGAUAAAUUAGCCCCCCAUGCCAUGGAAUUGAGCGAGGACACCAGCAAGAUGCCCUCGUUCCGGCGACGUAUUGGGCGCGGCGGUCGUUUGUGGAUCGAUCGUCGGAACCUGGCGUCACGUUGUAGAGUCGACAUGGAUGCGUGGAAGGCGGACCGAUUCAAGUUCGAUCAGGAGGACUCCGACGACGAGAUCGAGUAUUGCCGGGACCCGUUCGAUAUCCAGAUCAUGCAACAUCGGGCGAUCAUGGCGGCCAAAGCCCGAGACCAAGCGGCGGCAGCUCAGGCGGCGGCAGCUCAAGCACAUGCGCAGGCCCAGGCCCAGGCGGCCCAGGCCCAGGCACAGGCUCAAGCCCAACGGCGAUUGCAGGAGCAAACUGCCGCCAACAAUUCCCCAAGCGGAGGGCAACCCAUGGGAUCCAAUCCCGGGCCUGGUGCCGUUGCAUCCGCCUCCGAGACCUAAGCUGGGCUUGUUUCUCUAUCCUUUUAAUCUCCUUUUUUGCACAUGUUGCAUCUGGGAGGCGUUAACACUCAUGACGUCUCCCUUACCCUUACCCUUUACUGUACUUUUACUCCCCGACACGCCCAUCCCUUUCCCUUCACCUGCAACAACAUACCCCCGAACGCCCUUUCUUUCUGGAGCGCCGGAACAACAUUCGGAUCUCAGGAUAAUGUCGCCCGAUGAUUAUUUCAUGACAUGACCACCUGGCUUUAUGC
Molecule: messenger RNA, 2283 nt
Organism: Aspergillus heteromorphus CBS 117.55
Lineage: Eukaryota; Fungi; Ascomycota; Eurotiomycetes; Eurotiales; Aspergillaceae
Product: enhancer of polycomb-like protein 1
Exons: 4
Coding region: 275-2029 (584 amino acids)
Biological process (GO): regulation of transcription by RNA polymerase II
Cellular component (GO): piccolo histone acetyltransferase complex
Source: RefSeq, a predicted model, not a curated record